CCCAGUGAGAGAGCUGCAGAGAGGCAGCACGAGGAGAGUAACAGCAGAAAUUCAUCCAGCUCCUCAGCAUCACUGAAGACGACAACAACUUACUGACACUCUGGAAACCACAAGAAUUUCCUUCAUCUAUUUCUUCUUCUUUUCUUAGGGACAUACAGUAAGAGACAUGGAAAUAUCCCAAGAUGAAGGUUUAAUGGAGCUGAAGGAACACUGAGUCAGACCUGUGCUGUUUUGUGCAGGACUUGGAGACUAACUGACAGUUUCCACUGAGGUCUUGUGCAAACAGAAGGAGAAAGAAUGUAAGGAAUAUUUCAGCUCUGUGGAGGGCUGACACUGUUAUUGCACAGAGGAAUGUUUUCACUACGAGUCAGGAGUUUGAUAUUGCCAGACUGAAGUGUGUGUGAAGGAAAGAGAAGUUAGUGAGGUGUCUGUGGGUAACACACUCAUAAACUCAUCAGAUAUCAUCAUGUUCAUCAUCCAUCUCUGUUGACCGCCGAUACUCUCCCAGGUGACAAGACGGCAACGAUACUCGAGGACGUACACACACACACGGUGAGUGAAUCUGUGCAGUUCUGACAUUCAGGGUAAACCUGCAGAUUCUCAGCUCAGCUCAUUAAAAUGUGACAAACUGAUAAAGUUUUGUGAUAAUAUGGGAUGAAGCUGCAAAGGUUAGAGCUUAUUUCCUUGUAUUCUCGGCCAUUUGCAUUGUGGAACUCAAAGACUAAAGCUCAUACUUUGAAGCGUUGAGAUGAAAUUUUAUCUUGUAACACCCUAAACAUCAUAUGGACCUAAUAUUUUUUAACCUGAGUGCAACUUGGAUGGGAAACCUGCUGUUUCCGCUGCUCAGGCUUCAAAUGGAUUCUACAACCAGACGAUGAGGAGAUGCUUCUUGUAAAACAGCCUGAACAUAUGUGAAUCAAAAUCAACAUUUGGCUUCAGCUGGAACAUUUCUGUUUUGCUUUCCCAGGGGUGCAUGGCACAGACCCAGUGAUUUAAUUUGUAUCUAUUCAGCAUUGUUCUUUGAAAGUGAACAGCUGCUGUCUAUUUUUGUUUCCCUUGUGUGGAAAAAAUCAUCAUCUCCUGAGCGUCUGGCAAACAAUUUGAGGCUUGAAAGUUUCCUACGAGAUGAUGGAGGCAACAUGUGACAGAACAUUUUGAAUGACCAAAGUGUUAAAUGGUGUUAUGUUCAUGGUGGCCACCUGGGGAGGAAAUGGAAACAAGACUUUCCCCUUGCAUCUUCCACCCUGACCCAUUUUCCAGGCAGCGGCGCUCCGGCGCUUCACUCUCUGGCUGUGACGGUGUUACCGGGCAGACACCAUGAACCUGCGUGGUGCCAACGUGUCAAAGGUGAUCUCCAACACUCUCAGAGCUGUUACCACUGUGGAGUCCAGCCCAUGGUCUCCACGUGGUUUUGAGGAAAGCAUCAAUAAUGUGACCAACCCGGGGUGUCAUGGGAACAAUAUGGUCCAUAACAGCAUCGAUGCCCAGCUGGGCAACUGGUCUUAUCAUAAUGCUGGAGGAGUUUAUGGUGAGGACAGGAUUUAUGGACCUCGGUGUCCUGCCCAAGAAACGGGCCUGGAGAAGAACUGGGCGGCACUGCUGAUUCUAGUCAUCAUCGCCGUCACGGUCAUGGGCAACGUCCUGGUGAUCCUCGCCGUCUCCCUGGAGAAGAAGCUGCAAAAUGCCACCAACUAUUUCUUGAUGUCACUGGCAGUCGCCGACAUGCUCCUAGGCAUCUUGGUCAUGCCGGUCUCCAUGGUGACCAUUCUCUACGAUUAUGGGUGGCCCCUGCCCUCUGACCUUUGUCCCAUUUGGAUCUACCUGGACGUCCUGUUCUCCACGGCGUCUAUAAUGCACCUGUGUGCCAUCUCUCUGGAUCGAUACAUCGCUAUACGAAACCCCAUCCACCACAGCCGCUUCAACUCCCACACCAAGGCCAGAAUCAAGAUCAUGGCAGUGUGGACCAUUUCAGUGGGGAUAUCCAUGCCAAUUCCUGUGCUGGGACUCAGAGACCACUCCAAGGUCUUCAAAGAUGGCAGCUGCCUGCUGACUGAUAACAACUUUGUGCUGGUUGGCUCCUUUGUGGCCUUCUUUGUGCCCCUCACCAUUAUGAUUGUCACUUACUUCCUGACCAUCAACGCCCUGCAGAACGAAGCCACCCUCUGUUUGGACCAACUGGUCCCGAGGCCAAAAUGGAGUACGACAUUCACCUUGAGCUUCUUACCGCAAUCCUCGUUGUCCUCUGAGAAACUCUUCAGGCGCUCAAUAAGCCGGGAGGCUGGCAGCAGAGGAAGCAGCAGCGGCCUGGGAGGCAGCCGAGGGAGCGUCUCCAGCUCGCUGUUUGGCCGCCGCACUAUGCAGUCAAUCAGCAAUGAGCAGAAGGCGUCCAAGGUCCUUGGGGUAGUGUUUUUUCUCUUUGUAGUCAUGUGGUGUCCGUUCUUCAUCACCAAUGUGCUGGUGGUGGUGUGUGACCCGGUGGUGUGUGACGCAGGACUCAUGGGAGGUCUGUUGAAUGUGUUUGUCUGGGUCGGAUACUUGUCCUCUGCAGUCAAUCCACUGGUCUACCGCUACAUUCGCUGCCAGUACCAGCCCAAGAAGAAACCUCUGCAGCUCAUACUGGUGAACACCAUACCGCCACUGGCUUAUAACUCCACCCAGCUGCCCUUGGAUGACAUCGGGAAGCUACGAAAUGGAGAGGUGCACUCCAGUGCUGAAAUGAAGGAGUUCGCUUUACCUGGACAGGAAACAAAGAAGUCUAGGUCGAACAAACUUCACAAAGAUGAAAGCUCUGUGUGAGAGCAGCUAGUGGAGCCCCCCUGAAACAGAAGGUCGUCAGUCGUGUGCAAGUCAUGGAGCAGACAAACUGUUCGUGACUUCUGUGGUCACAGCAUUCUGGGAACCAAAGUUUCAAGGUUUGAAGUGCCAAAGACACUGAGGACAUGUAUAAAACUGGGAAUAUAGAAAAAACCUUCACCUUUCAGUGCAAUAUGAACAUUUUCAGAGCAAGCUAAGAAGAUUUCACUUGUCAGAUUCAGUUGACUUCUGAUCUUUACCAUCCCUGUCAGGGUCAGCUGAAUUUAGUUUGAGAGAGAAAGAAAAACAUACCAUUUCUCACUUAAUCCCUUUAUAAAAUAUUGACUACAAAUAUUUUCCAGAUUAAAAGGAGGCACGGUCCAUGUGAAUGAUGUGAGACACUCUUGGGCAUUUCACUACUUCAGACAGAAUCUACUCAUUUUGCAACAAGCUGCUUGGACAUGGAUGCUCAGCUGCAGUGACCUCGGCUACCCCUUCAUUCACUGAGGUGGCCUCUACCUCCCGUCACACCUUUGGGUGGAUCAGCAGGGAUUAGACUGAUUUUCCUGCCACCUCAUUAGAUGUUAACGUCAGAGAGGGAGCUCCAGGAUGAACUUGACAACCCCGAGCUCUAGACACAUGCAAAAGUAAGAGAAAGCUGCAGAGGGAGAGAGAGGCUCCUACGGUGACUGUGUUUUCUGUGGAAAACAACAACAUGGAGAAUAUAAGGUUGAAAGCACAGGCUGAUGAGGUGAUGAUGCUACAGAGACAAUGGCGUAAAUAAAUCUAUAUUUGUAUUUUGUGCAGAUAUGUGAAUAAGUGUAUCUGAUUGCUGAAGAUAAAAAGACUCUCCUUUAAGUGAUGAGAUGAUUAUUGUUACUGUGAUCGUGCAGUAUGAUGAUCAAAUUAUGAGUUUAGCAAGCAGGAAAUGAGAGGGUUUAAGUCAAAUGUAUCACUUUUUAUUGUGUUCUUGCCAAACUGUCAAUGCACCCGUUUUCCAGAGUUUUUCUGAAAUAUCAAGUUUUAUCUGUUUAUCCAACAAAUGGCCUGGUGGUUGGUCGCCACAUGUUUGAAUACUGAUUUAAAAUCUGCUAAUAUGAACCUGCUGUGUAGGAUUGAGGAAGGACAAAAGCUGGAUUAAUGCAUAAAGUUGAGCUUCUGCCAUGGAUGUAUUAUCAUACCAGAGCUGCAGACUUGGAUUUGCCCUCCAAGAUUGCAUACAUGACAUAUACUUGAUCCAGAUACUUAGAUAUCCUCCACUUUAGUGGAAGGAGGAGAAACAGAUGCACUAACCCCAGUGGCUUGACAAGUAUAAAUCUGUUUCACGUCUGACCACACUGAAGUACCGUGUUAAACUGCUGAUCUACUUGCUUUUAACUACGCAUUCAUAUCAUGGCUACCUCACAUAUCCUGCGUUCCUAGGCAUGUCCUGAGAAAUUUAUGCAAUGCACUGAGAUUCAGUUCAGCACAUGACCAGUGGGUGCAGUAAAUGAGGCCAGCACAUAUAUGUGUAUAUAUAACAGAUGGAUGAUGCUCACCACUUCCCUCCACUAUGCAUAAGUGGAGCCAAAAUGGCGUGAAUAUGGCGGCUGCCACUUUGACAUUUUGCAACCAGAUUCUGUGGAGCGGCAACCGAGUAGUUGAGUGACGUAUCAGACAGCUAAUCAAAGCUGACAAAUCAUCAAAUAACUGAUUAUAAACAAACUUAGCAGAAAAAUGACCACUUGUUCACACAUCAGUGCUAUCCACCUAAAACACCAGAAAUCACCUUUAGGAAAAAUGUAUCUAAUUUGUCCUUAUGUAAUUUUUAGUGUGGCUCAUCCACUAACAUGGAGGAAGUGGGACCUAUGACUUAUAGUGCAACCAGCCACCACAGUGGCUUCACUUCUGAGAGCUGUCAGGUUGUCCAUCUUUCUGUGCAGUCUAUGGGCCAGCAGCGGUUCUGGAUCCACACAUAAGUGGAAGAAAGCUUUGAAGAGAAACUCAUAGAUCUGACAAACCUCCACACUGCUGUCACUGCCGUUUCCUCUUAUCUCAUCACCACAAACACUGCAACCUUCUUGAGUGUUUCUAGUUUGUGUUUACAUUGUGCAAAGACUGAAGCUGAGCGGAAACUAGUUCAUUUUUUGCCAGGGAUGAUUAGGCCCUCAUCUGCAACCUAAUGGAUUUCCUUCUUACACUGACACAGGUGUCGGAGCUGUUGGCUAUGUGUAUGUGCUAGUAAAAAGCAAAUGUAUCACAACUACACAUUGUAUGGAAAAAGCAUGAUGUUACCACUAGGAAGCAGAACAAGCGUAGUUCAGUUGGUAAACCGGUACAGCGACUUUUCAAAUUAAUCAUGGAAAUAGUAAUGACUGACAUUUUUUGCAGGUGUAGGUGUCAGAUCAACAGUUUAACAGACAUGGUUUUAAUAAUGGCAGUCUGCAGUUUUGCUACAUCCAUGGCUAGUACAACGAUUUUAUGGAGGAGUUUACUUCCAAGAUGCUAAAUAUCCAUUUACUAUGCCUGGCUUGUAAAGGACUUGUAAUUUUACUAGCCAGUAACAUUUUUAAAACAUCAUGGCACCGGUUUAAACUUUCUACCACAAAUAAAUGAGUAGAAACAGAC
Molecule: messenger RNA, 5400 nt
Organism: Monopterus albus (swamp eel)
Lineage: Eukaryota; Metazoa; Chordata; Actinopteri; Synbranchiformes; Synbranchidae
Gene: htr2aa
Product: 5-hydroxytryptamine (serotonin) receptor 2A, genome duplicate a
Biological process (GO): release of sequestered calcium ion into cytosol; G protein-coupled receptor signaling pathway, coupled to cyclic nucleotide second messenger; serotonin receptor signaling pathway
Cellular component (GO): plasma membrane; dendrite
Molecular function (GO): G protein-coupled serotonin receptor activity; neurotransmitter receptor activity
Source: RefSeq, a predicted model, not a curated record